Messenger RNA from Pangasianodon hypophthalmus (striped catfish), 2760 nucleotides. It is a transcript of the gene brf2, whose product is annotated as BRF2 RNA polymerase III transcription initiation factor subunit. The record is from RefSeq and is a predicted model, not a curated record. Gene Ontology annotation, cellular component: transcription preinitiation complex; nucleus. Gene Ontology annotation, molecular function: RNA polymerase II general transcription initiation factor activity; TBP-class protein binding. The transcript has 6 exons. Lineage: Eukaryota; Metazoa; Chordata; Actinopteri; Siluriformes; Pangasiidae. Gene Ontology annotation, biological process: transcription initiation at RNA polymerase II promoter; transcription preinitiation complex assembly. Bases 461 to 1666 code for a protein of 401 amino acids.
UUAAUUUAAGAAUUUUCACAUACAAAUCCUCUUCUUUUCUUACAAAAGACGAUAUUUUGUUAAAUAUUUCCUUACAGCUGUUAUUAACGCUUGUAAAUGAAACUGUUAGCAAAUUUAUGUCAGUGGUCAGUCAUUUUGCCAGAUUUGCACACACUAACUUCCCAAAAUACCGUUAUAUAUUAAACAAAGAGGGCUUCGCAUGAUUUAAAAGAAAAAAAACUUUUUAAAUAUAAUAUAACGUUAUUUAAUCUUCAUUAAAUCGCAUUCUCUGUUGCCCUCUAGCGGUCUCAGUGUGCAUUGCAGUAGUAAUUUCGAGAGCCGGAAGUGAGCUCUCGAAGCGGCUACAUACCCGUAUGUAAACAAACGUGUCUGGGUCGUUGCUGUUUGGCCGUGAAGUUGUGUUCGUACUGUUACUUUUCUUGUAACCUUAAGUACGUGGUGAGGCGUGUGGUGUGUAGCAAUGCCCCGUUCGUGCUCAGAGUGUGGCUCGAAUAGCGUGGUGGAGGAUGAGCUGUAUAGUCAGACGCAGUGGGUGUGUCAGGACUGCGGCUCCGUCAUCUCAGAGGGGACUUUCACCACCGUAUUGAGUGAUGAACAACACUCUACAGCCGUGCCUUAUUACAUCACCACAGAGGUUACGAAGAAGCCAUGUCCCAACCUGAUCAAAGGUCUGGGUCGAGUGCGCUCUCUGUGCCGUAUCCUCAGGUUAUCCAAACACAUGGAGUCUGAGGUGGCAAGCUUGUAUGAGCGUGCCUAUAACCACCCCUACUUUCUGAAUGGGCAUCUGAUGAAGAAGGAGAUGUUGGGGGGCUCCUGUCUGCUGUCCGUCUGCAGGCAGAACAACUGGCCUGUUGCCAUGGGAACCAUCAGCAUGCUGUUAGACGCCGACCCAGCUUCCAUAGGCGCCGUCUAUCAUGACCUGAAUAAAGCCCUGAACAUCCAAAAUACAACCACAAGCAGCUUCACUGAGCUGCUGGAGAGCCACUGUCACGAGUUUAAGCUGGGCCCCAGUGAUGUGCCUGAUUUUUGUGUGGAGUCUGUAGAGCGGUUGGUGCAGCGGAGCACUGCACUGUUGGAGCUGGCCACUGAUGUGUGGUUAGUGACCGGACGCCAACCACUGCCCCUCCUCACUGCGUGUGUGUAUGUAGCCUGGCAAUCUCUCAAACCCAUGGCUCGUAUGAAGUACACACUGAAUAAGUUCUGUGAGAUAGCGAGGUUGCCAAAGUUGAAGCAGACGUGUGCGACGCGGCGGGACACAGCGGCACGACGUGUCAGUGAGAUCAGGGAGGCGCUGUGUAAGCUGGGCCGUGUCCUGCCCUGGCUCAGAGGAGGCGCUGUUGAGCCCGGCUCCGUCUGCACGCUGGUCGAUGAUAUCCUCUCAUACCGCAGAACUCUGAUGCUGCAGGCUGUGAGGAACUGUGAGCUCGAAGAGGCUGCUGAGGAACAGAAUGCAGCCUCCUCUGAAGAAGCGCACUGGGGUAAAAGGCACCUUUUCCUGCCCCCUUCAGCAAGGAACGCAAAGCGUCCAAGACCCAACUCACCCGAGCCAGACGUCAUCGGAGACGGGAACAUAUCAGACACAGAGAUAGAAUCGUACAUUCGCUCACCGGAGGAGGUGAAGCUCUAUCUGGAGGUGCAGAAGAAACUGACAGAGGAAAAGAAGUGAAGGAUUCAAAAUGAGGAAGUGAAGACUAAUUAAACUAGUUUUUACUUUCAGUUUGUCAUUUAUUUAAGCUCUUUUGUUGUUCACUGAGUACUUCUGCAACAUGCACUUUAAACUAGCUUUAUUAAGUUCUCUUUAGUGUGCACUACUGAGUGUGAGAGAUGUGGUUGGUCUUUUGUCCUGCUGCUUGGAAUCCAGACAAAACCAACAGGAUCUUGCAGGAUCUUGGAGAUUGCAGAUCUUAGACAGCGUGCCUUUAAGUACCAUGUAUUGAAAGUUCUAAAUGGGCAUGCCAUGUCAAUAUCUUGAGAUGUAUUUCUUCGUAUUUUGUCAUUCAUGCUGUCUGCUGUAUACAUGUAUUGCUGCAGAUUACAGUAUUGCACACUGUCAAGUGUAAGAGACGCAGUAGAUACCAGAGACUGAUAUUUUAUAUUUCACUUAAUGUGGAAGUUACAUCACAUUUUAGAGCAAUGCAUUGUGGGAGUCCUUCAGUACUCACACACAAGUUCAGCUUUCUACUAAAGUCUUUACUGCACUCUUGUGUUUCUCCUUAUCCACUGAAAUCCUCUUGGUUGCCAUCUUAAGAACUGUACUAAAAGCUGAAGACAUUUUACCCAGAAGACAUUGCUGUGCCCACAAACAUUAAUAAGGCUAAAAACUAGCAAUAUUAUCGGUAUGGGAAUUGCUUUAGUUACAUUGUUCUUGAUGUCAGUAUAGAAAUUGAUGCACUUUUGUGCUAAGUGUUUGUUUUUGUGUUGUCAUUUUAAUUUAAAAUGUUCUUUUUUUUAUUGAACUGACCGAACUGUUAAUUAGCAAAUGGUUUGGAAGUGUUUUUUUUUUUUUUCCCCAAUGAGUUAUUUGUAUUAAAUCCAAUUUUUGAACACCACAUUAUGUCUUCAUGUUGUAGUCUGUACUUUCUACGCAGAGCAGUUGUGCAUCAUGUUUGAACGAGUUAGACAAGCGCUUUACUUCAGGUUAAGCAAAGGCACCUCACACUUGUGAUGAUCAUUAGGGUUUGUUUAUAGGGACCAGGGCCAAUUUUACUUUCUGCUUUAGUCAGUAUAUUUGUACAAAUCAGGAACUGUUGGAGGUUGGAU